AUGGCGCAGCUGGAGGGCUACUACUUCUCGGCCGCCUUGAGCUGCAUCUUCCUCGUGUCCUGCCUGCUCUUCUCCGCCUUCAGCCGCGCGCUGCGCGAGCCCUACAUGGACGAGGUCUUCCACCUGCCGCAGGCGCAGCGCUACUGCGAGGGCCGCUUCUCCGUGUCGCAGUGGGAUCCCAUGAUUACUACGUUGCCCGGCCUGUACCUGGUGUCAGUUGGAGUGGUCAAACCUGCCAGCUGGAUCCUGGGAUGGUCUGAACAUGUGGUCUGUUCCAUUGGAAUGCUCAGAUUUGUUAAUCUGCUCUUCAGUGUUGGCAACUUCUACUUACUGUAUUUGCUUUUCAGAAAGGUGCAACCCAGAAACAAGGCUUCUUCAAGUAUCCAGAGAAUCUUGUCAACAUUAACGCUAGCAGUAUUUCCGACCCUCUAUUUCUUUAACUUCCUUUAUUACACAGAACCUGGGUCUGUGUUCUUCACUCUCUUUGCUUACUUGAUGUGUCUUUACGGCAAUCAUAGGACUUCAGCCUUGCUUGGGUUUUGUGGCUUCAUGUUUCGUCAGACCAACAUCAUCUGGGCUGCCUUCUGUGCGGGACACAUCGUGGCACAGAAACUCAGUGAGGCCUGGAAAACUGAGCUGCACAAGAAGAAGGAAGAGAGGCUUCCCCCCAUUAAAGGACCGUUUUCGGAGCUCAGAAGAGUUCUUCAGUUUCUUCUGGUGUAUUCCAUGUCGUUUAAGAACCUGAGUGUGCUUUUCCUUUUGACCUGGCCCUACGUCCUUCUGGUGUUGGCGUUUGUUGUUUUUGUAGUCGUCAAUGGUGGGAUUGUGGUUGGUGACCGGAGCAGUCAUGAAGCCUGUCUUCAUUUUCCUCAGUUAUUCUACUUUUUCUUGUUCACUGCUUUUUUCUCCUUCCCUCACUUACUCUCUCCUACAAAAGUCAAGACUUUCCUGAGCUUAAUUUGGAAACGUAGAGUUCAGUUCUCUGUGAUUAUGCUAGUCUCAAUGGUUUUUGUUUGGAAAUUCACUUAUGUCCAUAAGUAUUUACUGGCGGACAAUAGGCAUUACACAUUUUACGUGUGGAAGAGAGUAUUUCAGAGACAUGAAAUUGUGAAAUAUUUACUAGUUCCAGCCUACAUGUUUGCUGGUUGGGCCAUAGCUGACUCUUUGAAAUCAAAAUCAAUUUUCUGGAAUUUAAUGUUUUUUGUAUGCUUGGUCGCUUCUACAGUUCCUCAGAAACUACUAGAAUUCCGUUACUUCAUUUUACCUUACAUUAUUUAUAGGCUUAACAUACCUCUGCCUCCCAUAUCUAGACUUGUUUGUGAACUAGGUUGCUAUACAGUUGUUAAUUUUCUAACUUUUUAUAUCUUUUUGAACAAGACUUUUCAGUGGCCAAAUAAUCAGGACAUUCAAAGGUUUAUGUGGUAAUAGUAGGAAUAUUUUGAAUUUUAAAAGUAGACUAUUUCUACAACAAAUAACUGGGUAAGUAGAAAUGGAAUUCCUUUUAGGUAAAUUCAGGGAAGUUGAGUGAAAAGCAUUGUUUGAGACCAGCCUAAAAGCCUGAAUAGUAGUCAUAAAGUUGCUUACAGUUGUCUUGAGGAGUACUGGUACUGCCAGCUUCUCUCAGGCGUGGGGACUUUUCCUGUGUGUGUGUGUGCAUUGAGGGGCCUGGGUGAGCUCCGCAGCACUAGAACCAAUUGACUGAUUUUUCUUGUGUAAAGAACAUCAAAAAAAUGAAAAGAAAACUGUUUACAAAUGAUCCAGUAGUAUUUUUGAGUGAAGUGGGCAGAUAUUGCAGUAAAUGUAACUCUAGUCUUAAACUAGAAUGGAUUUACAGACAGCAAAUCAUGAGCUCGAGGCUUUGGGAUACUUAGGAAUCAGUUUUUUAAAUUUAAAAUACAGAAGUGAUGAAGCCAUUUGAACUAAUUCCUGAUUUGAUGUUUAUACAGGCCAAAGAUAAAACAACACCUUUUACAGAUAAUCUUUCUAAAAUACAUUGCUCUGUUAGUUACCUAGAGAUCCUGUACAAAAUGGACCACAAACCUGUGGCUUAAAACUUUUCCUCACGUACUUACAGGUGCAGCACCUAGAUUCCAAGUGUGGCCAGAGCUAGUUCAUCCCGGAGAUGGAAGUCCCCGCUCAGCUCACUCCAGCAACUGUUUGUAGGGGCCUUACAUUUCCACAGGUCCCUCAAGGCUGCCUGUGUCUUCGUAAGGUUGUCUCUACUGUUUUCUUGUUCAGAUAAUACACCUUUGAGUUUAGGGAGCCUCUGUCUGAUUCAGGGUGACUACCUGAAGACUUGGUUAUAUCUGUAAAACUUCUUCAAGUUGGAUCCCAUCCACAGGUUCCAGGUACACAUGAUUUUGUGUGUGUCUGGAGGGGGAUGUAAUAACUUUUUAGGAGAUGUCGUUGCUGAGAUCUUUUAAGUAAAAGUUUGUCUUUAGCUAAGAGGCCAAAAACAAACAAAAAAGAUGUCUGAAUUCUUAUAAUUACAUUUGUCCCUCUUACCCAAUCAAACCAGAAGAACUCAGAGGUGAGAAGUCGUUGGUUUAGCUUUAUUUAGGGAGUAUAAUUUAGGGAACACUAUUGGGUGUGACUCUGGGGUUUUCUUUGUCUGUUGGUUUUGUGCUUACUGUUUAUUCUUUUUAUUAAUAUGAAUUUAUUAAUUUGUUUUAUUAAUGGAAGUUUAUUCAUUCAGUUGUCACUCCCUCACAGACACUGUCAGCUAGUUGUGUGCUGUGACUGGAAACCCAGGACUGUGAAUAAAGCUUACUUUUUAGCCCAUUUUUCUUUCUGAGCUUUACACAUGCAUACAUGUGCAUGUGUGCAUGCAUGCAGACACACACACACACACACACACACACACACACACACACACACACACACACACAUACACACGCACACAAAGGGACCAAAAACUUUGCUUUUAUUGUUGGAUUAUGUUUUCUUGAGUUUUAAAUGUGUAGUAUACAGGUUUAAAAACUACUUGGGUAAAAGUUACAAAUGUCGUCCAGAAUGGUCAGUGAGCACAGACCAUUGCUUUGCUUCAUACUUAGAAGUCAAUCACAACAGUGAUUGAGUUGUGAUCAGAUCAGAAAGCAUACUCCAUUUCUGCUUUCAUGAUGGAUUUAUUAUGAUAGAGAACUAAGUCCAGGAAGGUGAAAUUGCAAACACGUGCACUUGAAUAAAGCAGCUGCUGUCUGCUGCUCUUAGGCCAGGCCUUUUAUAUCUAGGCACACCGAGGGGAUGGAGGAAGCGCUUUGUCCCAUGUGAUGGAAAGAGACUGCUUUUAGAGGUCCUACUCCCUUUCACUUGUAGGUGUUGAGUCACUUGAAUUAGGGGACAUUGUAGAGGUCUACAGGGAGAGAAGAGGGUAUUCUGCACCACUGUCUAAAGUAUUGAAAGUAGGACUUGGCAUUUCAGAACGGAAUGCCGUAGUUAAAAGGUGCUAUUUAUUUUUCACUAUGAUUUUAAAAAUGGAUGCAUGUUGAUACUUUUUAUCAGGUAGAUAGAUGCUCGGUUAAAUUUUCUUGGGCAGUUGCCAGGAAGGUGGUCAUUUGCUGGUGACUUUCUCAGUCUUUGUCACUAAAUGAGGAUGUGAGAGAAAUAAGCUUUGCACAGCAGCUUUUGCUUUGGUUGUUCAAAAUCACAGAUUCAUCUCUGGGAAACCAUUUCGCUUGGAAAGAGCCUUGCUUUUAUAGAUACUGUAUUUCUGAAAAAGUUUUACAUUUUUCAAGAAUUGUCAAGUAUUUUUAUUAAACUUAAUUCAAUUUAUUGAUUAAUAAGUGACUAUAAAGGGGCUCAGUGGUUGAAAGCACAAACCACUCUUGCAGGGGACCUCAGAGUGCUUCCUAGCCCUAUAUAGGGCAGCACACAACCAUUUCGAAUUCCACCUCUAGGAGUCUUUAGUCCUCUGGCUUCUGCAGUCACCUGUACUCCCCUGCACAUACCCUUACUGCCCCCACACAUGAUUAAGUUAACAGUUCUAAAAGGUGAUUGUAGAAAACAUGUACCACCCGCUGAAGGGCUUGUGGGCCAUGCAGUCUUAUCACUCCUCUUCCUAUUGAUUAUUUUAAAGUGUCUCUUAGUCUUUACCUUGAGUUGUUUUAGUCUCAGUAAUCAGUUUAACCAGUUCUACUUUAUGUGAAAAUCCGUAGGCAUAGACUCUCAUUUUCAGAUAUAUUAGUUUGUGUGUAAUAUAUUUUGCUCACAUUUAUACUUUCCAUGGGUACCCCUUUUAUGACUGUGUCUCACUAAAUGAUGUGGAGAGUGCUCUUUACACCUAGUACAUAAUAUUGCAAGAGGAAUUAUUGUUCUCACAGUUAUCUGUGUUUAUCCUGUUAUAAAAUACGUGCUAUAAACAAAUGUAAUUUAUUUCUGGUGAAUAGCUUAGAAUGUGAUAUAUUUCUAAUGUGAACUUAACUGACUUGACAUUAUGUUCAUCAUAAUUGUCCGGAGAGAAGAGAAGGGAUCCACAGCUUUAAAGUAGAAUUCCUAAAGAGUGAACAUAUAUUUUAGGUCCAGUUCAAAACUGUAUUCAGAUAAAAAGAGUAUAGAUCAUCAUUAUCUUUGAAGCAAUUAGAACUUCUUUAAAUGGUUAAAGCAAGUGUAAUGUAUACAAUAUUUUACAUUAGAGGAAAUUAAAAAUAAGAUUGUAGAAAAAAUGUACUUGAUUUUGGUUCCAGAAUAAAAAAGACAAAUUGCUGAAGGACAGUUGUUUUUUCCUAAUCACAAAUGAGAAUGUUAUAUCUGAACUCUAGUUAGUAUCUGAUGUGGGUCUUGCCCAUUUCAAUGAGGAUUCAUGCCCUACUCUAUAUCCAUAAAACUUAUAAACACACCAUAUGUUCUAUAUCAGGUAAAUGUAUAUUGAAUGGAGUUUUCAGCAUAGAAGGAAGCAAAUAUCCUAGAAAAGUACUAUUAUUACUAACCUAAUCUUAGGAAGUAACUCAUUUUACAAUGAGACACCCCCCACCCCUUUUCUGCCUGUUUUCUGAGUGUUAAUUUCAGUAGUGUUCAGUGCAGACAUGCACAUUUAGUUGUGUAUGUACUGCCUACACUAGGGUAUGAUUUUAAUACUAUUUUAAAUACCAAGUCAUCUCAAUAACUAUAAUAGAAGUUUUGACAAUUUAUGAUACUUUAAUCAUGAAAUUUCAACCAGUUAGAAACAUCUGGUGUUCAGCUGUUUUAGCUCUAGGAAGGAAAGAAUUACUUUUAUUUGGGUGCUUUUUAUGUGUUUGAAUUUGAUGGCCAUAUAUUGUUGAGAAAUAUAUAAAUUAGAUACUGAUGACAUUUUUUAACAUACCCAUGAAUCCAGCACUAAAUGCUUGGAAGUUAUUUUUAAAGUAAGUUUUGUGGUAAUUUGGUAAUCUGAUAAUAUUGUUAUAUUAUUUUAAAAUGAGAUACUGAUUGGUGGUAAUUUUUUUGUUCCUUAGACUCUGUUAAACCAAAAGUAGUUAGGGUAUUUUUUUUUUUCAAAAAUGUAAUAUUAAAUACUACAUUGAACUUGCAUUCAGAAUUUGAUCAGUUCAGUUUAUUUGAGCCAUGUGUGUACCACUGUUUAAGAUGAGCAAGAAUGAAAAGAAGAAUUACAGUAGUUGUCUUUAUCUAUCGAUGUUUUACUGGUUGAGAUGUGUCUGUCUGUCUAUCUAUCUAUCUAUUUAUCUAUCUAUCUAUCUAUCUAUCUAUCUAUCUAUCUAUCUAUCUAUCUAUCUAUCUAUCGUCUAUCUGCCUACCUACCUAUCUCUAUGCUGUCUCACUCACAUGGCUAUGAUGUAGAUGCUGAUUUCUUAUUAACCAGUGAAGAAGCUGAACAUUAGGCAUCCCUGGUGACUCUCCAAAGUCUAUUUCCUUUUGUAAUUGAACAUAAAGUUGUGAGCUUUUGCUGUUCUGCCUCAUGGUCAAAGUUAAUUAAGAGAAAAUAGGAAGUGAGGUCUGUACUAGUCAGACCUCUCGUGGCACGGUACUGGAUAACUUACAUGUUUCUGAAAAUGUCAAGUUUUUCAGAGGAACACAAAUAAAAUGACAAAUACUUAAAUGGUUUCAUUACAAGGCAAAUUGUUAAAAACAUUCUUGGUGUUUAACUUAGAACAACAGCUCUUAUAAUAAUAAAUUCUUAGAAUUAUUUGAAAGCAUUCUACAUUGCUUUAAAGUAAAUCAGAGGUCAAAAAAUAUAUUUACACACACACACACACACACACACACACACACACACACACACACACAACCCCAAAAAACAAAACAAAACAAAAAAAACCACUUUUUGUUUUUAAUUACUUAGUCUCUUCAGGGGUAUGGAGCUCCCCAAAUGAGUGUUGUAUUUACUGGAAAUACAAGCCUCAGAGACUUGAGUGAGUGGAUAUAGCAUAGUACCUUUGCCAGGUGUCUCAAAGCCUGUCAUUUAAACCUGUGUUUAUUGCAGCUGAUACUCUUUGGCAAGUCAAUUUCAAGUAUCUUGAAGUAUUCUGUCUUUGAUGUAUUUUGUUUCUGAAUUAAAGUGGACUUUUGGUUCUUGUUACCCUAUUUUUUUAACAAAUUUGAGUUAUACAACCUAGCCAAAGCCAAUAUAAUAUUUCAAUGUACCAAUAAUACAGUAUUUAUCUUACAUACAUUUAUAUUUCUUUGUCAGUGAAAAAAUGUGUUUGUGUUUUCCCUGUAAGUAGGUAAGUAGGAAAGUACUGUCUGUAAAAAAUUGUUAAUGAAGUAUUUACCACGUGAUGACAAUGUGCUACAUUUUGAAGUGUUCUUGUAAUUUAACUUUUUUUUUUUACUAGUCUAAAUUUUUUAUAGUUUUGUAUUGUUUUGAACCACAAAGAUUUAUAAUUAUCCACCCUUGUUUUUUAUUAUUGUUUGUUUUUUAGGAAGGGUCUCAUAAUCCAGGCUAGCCUGGAAUUUGCAAUGUAGCCAGGAAUGACCUUGAACUCCUGAUUCUUUUGCCUCUACCUCUGGUCUGCUGGGAUUACAGGUGUGCUGCCCGAGGCCUAGUUUAUGCAGUGCUGGGGAUCAAACAUAGGACUUAAAGCUUGCUAGGCAAGUGCUUAUUAUACUGGAACUGAAGAGGUUUCCCGAGUUACACGAAGUGAAGGUAAAUGUGAAACAAAAGUCAUUUGUUCCAUAACUAUGUCUCAGAUGAACUGCCUACUGCUGUUGGUGCUUCACCCACUCACUGUAUCUCAGCUGUCUAGUGUUACUGCUUGCCAUGCAGUAACUAAGCAGAGAUUAUUUGUCCACUAUUACAGAGGAGCUGUUUGAGCUUAGGUUAGUGAAUAGGCAGCCCUAGCAGAAUCCCAUGCUCGUUGUUACAGUUGUUUUUAGGAGUGGGGAAAGGACACUAAACCUACCUUCACUUUUGUACCAUUUUAGAAAAAAAAAUUGCCGUGGAAUUACAAUUUAACUACUUUUCUAGAUCAGACAAAUGAGGCACACACUAACUGGCUCUUCCAGAGCAGACAAUCUUCCAUCUCCUGUGUAUCAUUAGUGCUUCAGAUUGUUAUGUGAAUACAAUCUACAAUGCCGGCUGAAGUUUUCAGCCCUGUUAAUUUACAAGGAAGCAGGGAUCGUUGUUAUCAAGUAGAGAUGUAGCUGCUUAAAACUUAAUUUCUCAAAAAGACUCCUAUUUUGGAAAAGAAAUGGUUGUUUUAAAAUGAUCUGUGAUUUUUAAAUCUGAAAGAAUUUGAUCUUUAUUUUAAAAAUUUGAAUAUAUGUUUUAAGUGUGGUUUUUAAGGUUUUACAUUUUUGUUACAUUAAAACUGCAAUGUUUGACUCUAAAA
Peromyscus maniculatus bairdii (prairie deer mouse) is the source of this 7763-nucleotide messenger RNA. RefSeq names its product ALG10 alpha-1,2-glucosyltransferase (gene Alg10). Gene Ontology annotation, molecular function: dolichyl pyrophosphate Glc2Man9GlcNAc2 alpha-1,2-glucosyltransferase activity. Gene Ontology annotation, biological process: protein N-linked glycosylation; dolichol-linked oligosaccharide biosynthetic process. NCBI's taxonomy places the organism in Eukaryota, Metazoa, Chordata, Mammalia, Rodentia, Cricetidae. The record is from RefSeq and is a predicted model, not a curated record. Gene Ontology annotation, cellular component: endoplasmic reticulum.